Molecule: messenger RNA, 2925 nt
Organism: Fusarium oxysporum Fo47
Lineage: Eukaryota; Fungi; Ascomycota; Sordariomycetes; Hypocreales; Nectriaceae
Product: transcription factor domain-containing protein
Exons: 2
Coding region: 443-2533 (696 amino acids)
Biological process (GO): positive regulation of transcription from RNA polymerase II promoter by galactose; DNA-templated transcription
Cellular component (GO): nucleus
Molecular function (GO): DNA-binding transcription factor activity, RNA polymerase II-specific; RNA polymerase II cis-regulatory region sequence-specific DNA binding; zinc ion binding
Source: RefSeq, a predicted model, not a curated record
AGAGGAAUAUAAAAGACACUUGAUUUAAAUGGUCAGAUUCUUGGUACAAUAGAAACUUAAGAGUGAAUGGUAAACAUAUCGCUACCCGUUGUUUGCCUUUAUAUGCGAGGCUCGUUAAGGCGACUAUGUACAUGUUCGGCAUCCUGUUCGCACGUUUGACAGCUCCAAAAGCCUUUGUCAGUAUAAUCAGGGAUUUAAUAUCGCACAAUGACCCAGUCUGUAACAUUUCAUGCUCGAGCUAUUGAUAACAUAGCCUUAUGUCUUGCUGUGCCUGGUUGGGUUUCCGCUGAUGACAAAUGUUCAUAGGAUGCACUAACAUCCAUCUUCCUGACUCAUCCAUGCUCAGCCCUGGCCCAGCAAUUCGGUACGCAGACUGCCGGAAUCCAACAUACAACAGCCAUCACCCUCGUACUAAAACAUAUCCAUUGCUUUCGGGAUCUCAAUGUUCACCACUUUUGACAUAACAACUUCGAAUUCCCUGUCAAGCGGGAAGCCUCCUUCUCCGCCAACCUCACAACCCCGCCCCAAGAGGGCUCAAGUCUCACGCGCCUGUGACUGGUGUCGCUUGACCCGAGUGAAAUGCGAUUCUACCCGACCUUGUCGGAACUGCAAACAAGCCAAUAGAGAAUGUGUAAAUUCAGGUCGCGAUGAUUUCAAGAGUGUUGCCGCAGCCACAAGAGAGGUUCAACGGCUGAGAAGUCAGGUGCAGCAACUUGAGAACAAGCUACUAAGUCCAUCUCCUUUACCUCAAAAUAGUGAUGCUGUGUGUAAACGUUCAUUAAGGUGGAAAGGGGUCCGAGUGAAUGGCAUUCAGUACGGUCCAUCCUCGCUGGCGUACUUCACUCAUCGAUUAUCGACUUUCACCAAAUCAAGCUUCGAGACAAAUGUCCUGUCAAGUCCCAAACUACCAGCUACUUCAUCUCCGCUUAACUGCGACCGACUGCAGCGUGAACAACAAGACGCUCUCCUCGACCUUUACUGGCAGGGCUAUCAUGCGAUUUAUCCAGUGAUCGAUGAGGCUACUUUUCGACAACAUUAUGACUCACUCUGGAGUGACAAUACGAAGAGACAGGCAUGUCCUCUGGUAGACCUUGUGAUCGCCUUAUGCAUACAGUUUGGCUCCUCAUACACAACUUGUGAUAACGUCGUUGUGCCUGAUCAGCCUGGUUUCGAUUUCUACCUGCAGGCUCAGCAGGCGCUGGUUCAAGAUUUGGAUUAUCCGUCUUUACAGUCGGCGCAAUGCUAUUUUCUCAGCGCCAUAUAUCUGUUGGCUUUGAAUAAAGAAAACUCGGCCUACAUGAUGAUUCGAUCUGCCGUAGCUGCAGCAGAAUCACUUGGCCUGCAACUCGAUGGCGACAAUGAGACCCAAGACACUGAAGGUCCAACUUGCGCAAAAACAGGUUCACGCUUAUGGAGAUGCCUUGUCACAUUGGACACACAGGUUUCUCUGCAUUUGGGCCGCCCCUUCGCAAUUUCAGAGCCCCAUCUGUAUGAGCGCGAACACCCAGAAUCUGACAGUAUCGCUCAACUUGCCGGUCCAAAUUUCACCAUUUCGCAGUCCUCAGGCAUCAACUGGCUUCGCUUUCAGCAUGAGAGACAAGGCCUCUUUCAGGUCAUUCGUGAGAUUCAUACUGAAUUAGCGAGGGUAAUGGAGAAUGUUCUUUCGGAGAUUGAUCAGCCCGACUUUUAUCAGCACCCUUCAUCACGGGAGAAGUGCGCAAAGUAUCUCUAUGAGCAGCUCAAGCGUCUCAAGGCCUGGGUUGAGAAACUGCCGGGGAGUUUAAAGACACCACGGGUACAAGGUGUACCCUUCUCAGUUGAUCGCUCGCCGCUCGAUCUCAGCCAGGCCGAUCCCCUUUGGCUACAAAGACAACGGCUAGUGCUGGAAUUUGACUACCAUUCCUUAGUCAUUAUGCUCACUCGAACGUUCAACUCAUUUCUACCAACGCCAGCACUGGGCACUUUCAAUAGUGAUAACCACUGCAUAACUAGUGUGAACUCUGGCAUUAUGAUAACAAAUAUGUUGCACCAGCUCAGCAGGGAUUCCGGUAUUCUUGCUGGGUGCUUUCAAGUGUUUGAUUGGCAGCGUACCGCCACAUUUGCUUUAGCUGGCUUCUCUUGCGGAUAUCCCAUUUGUCCAAUGUCCCCCACAGCGCGGAAGACGUUGACACUAGCUGCGAGGGUUUUUGAGAUAUUUGGAUCCAAAGCAGGUGUGCAAUUGACCAACAGUCUCAAGAUCAAAUGUCUAGAACUCGUGGAAGCAUUCAGAGCAAGGCUUGGUCUCGCUACACCCGCGACAACACCAGCCAGUAACCAGAAAAGCCCAGAAACGUUGGAUACUGUGGUGGAGCCGAGUAGCUAUCAGAUUAUGAGUGUUGGUGAGGAAGCUUUAUACAAUGCAGGUUUUGAUAUGACAUUUAAUGAGGAUAUGUGGACUGUCGACACACCAGGUGGACUGCUCUGGGGCGACUUGUUGAAAGAUUUGGAUUCAGGCCUAGUUUCAUCUCUUGGACAGGUUGGGGUUGACGAUUGAUAUCGCCAUCAUAUUAAAUAGUGCCUUAGCCUUCCGAAAUACUUCAGUCAGCAUUGUUGCCGGUGUUGUCAAAGACCUUUGAUCAGAACAAGUAGUCCAGCUUAGGGACCUGGGUAACUCAUCAUCCUCAUCCUCAGACGCAUUGAAGAAAGGAGCCUCUGUUCAUUCGUGAAGCGAGACAGUGGACUCUCUCAGGGAAAACAAGACCAAAGACAAACGGCAUACCCCACGUGAUCUUAAUGAAAAACACAAUGGGUAGGGCCAAUGUGGAUGAAGCACGCUUCCUCCCGUCUCAGGUCUUAAACCUUACCUCUUUGGGUUGGUGACCUAGCGCUACGCAAGGUUCAUUGGCCAAACCCCUGGUCACCAGCCACGGCAACGAGAGCCUCAGC